CUCCCCGGGCCGGCCCCACUUCCAGGGUGGCAGCGCCGUGGCGCCGCCUGCGAUGACUGCUGCCCGCCCUCGCCCGGGGAGCUGACAUGGCCCGGACGAGCGGCGCGCAGCAGCUGUCGGCGGAGGUAGCCACGGAGCCGCCGGAGAGCUACCAGCUGCGGCAGGAGAACGAGCUCCAGGUGCUGGAAUCCAUUUACGGACAGGACUUCCAGGAUCUGCGGCAGAGCCAGGCCUGGAAGGUACGACAGCCUCCUGAAAUUAAUUUAGUUCUGCGUCCUCAGGGGUUGACUGGAGACAAUGAAGUAUAUGCCAAAGUUGAUCUGUGGGUCAAGUGUCCACAUACUUACCCCGACACUGUCCCUGAAAUACAACUAAAAAAUUCAAAAGGCUUGUCAAAUGAGAAAAUAAAUGAAUUAAAAUCCAGACUAGCUGAACUGGCAAAGCAGCGCUGCGGAGAGGUGAUGAUAUUUGAACUUGCUGACCAUGUACAGUCAUUUCUCAGUGAGUAUAAUAAACCACCUUCCAAGUCUUUUCAUGAAGAAAUGCUAAAAAAUCAUCAAAAAGAACAAGAAAGACUGGCUCAGGAGGAAUUGCGUAGGGCACAAGAAGUUAAGAGAAGAGAGGAGCAGGAGCAACGUGAAAUCCUUAAUGAGAUUCAGAGAAGGGAGGAAGAGAAAAGAGAGGAAAGAAAAAAGAAGGAGAUUGCCAAACAGGAACGUUUGGAAAUAGCUGCUCUGACAAGGCAAGAAAAUUCUCACAGGAGAGAUGCUGCAGUAUAUAGAGCUGCUUCCAGUGUAAAUGGGAGUUGUUUGGAACAUGGAGUGAAUAAUAAACACCGACCAAAUUCAGCUGGACGUUCAAAACGAGAACGCCAGCUUUCUGUUAGUAAUAGUGAAGAGUCCCAUGGAAAUCACGAAGUUUUGAACUUCAGCACAAGUGGUGCUGGACAACUUACUGUCCACAAAGGAAAAUGUCUAGGCAAGGAUGAACAGCUUGGUAAAUCAGUCUACAACGCCUUGGAAAUUCGCAGUGGAGACUUUGUUUUGGUAUAUGAGUGGGUUCUGCACUGGCAAAAAAAGAUGGGAAAGUUUCUUACAUCGCACGAAAUAGAAAAGAUAGAGAAGUGUAAGAAACAGCUUCAGGGUGCAGAAACAGAGUUCAGCUCACUGACAAAGCUAAGUCACCCAAACAUAGUACAUUAUAAAUGUAUGAACCUUAAAGAACGGGAAGAUUCAAUUGUGGUGGACAUUUUAGUGGAGCAUAUAAGUGGUUGCAGCCUUUCUACAUACUUACACAAAGAGACUCCAGUUCCAAUUGAGCAGUUACGCCAUUAUGUGACCCAGAUCUUGUCAGCUCUCGACUACUUGCACAGUAAUUCAGUAGUUCACAAAGUUCUUUGUGCGUCCAGUAUCCUGGUAGAUGCUGAAGGAAACGUCAAGGUGACGGACUACAGCAUUUCCAAGCGCUUAGCUGAUAUCUGCAAAGCAGAUGUUUUUGAACAAACCAAAGUUCAUUUUAGUGAGGAUGGUCUUCCCAGCAAAUCUGGAAAAAAAGGAGAUGUGUGGAGUCUGGGCUUGCUUCUGCUUUCACUCAGCCAGGGCCAAGUAACCAAGGAAUAUCCAGUUGCUGUUCCCACCAAUUUACCUGCUGACUUCCAAGACUUUCUGGAAAAAUGCGUUUGCUUGGAAGAUAAGGGAAGAUGGACUCCUCAGCAGUUAUUACAACACAGUUUUAUAAACAUUCCACGAAUGAAAAUACCUGUAGCUGAAGAAAAUCUAGAUGAUUCGGGAGGUAUAGAUUGCAUCGAGACAGUUGUACCUAGCAGUCAGAUAUCCAGCACUCCGUUCUUCACAGAAACACAGAGACAAUUUUCACGCUACUACAAUGAGUUUGAAGAGCUAAAAUUACUUGGCAAAGGGGCUUUUGGAGCAGUCAUCAAGGUGAGAAAUAAGCUUGAUGGUUGCUAUUAUGCUGUGAAACGUAUCUGUAUAAACCCUGCCAGCAAGCAGUUUCGGAGGAUUAAGGGGGAAGUAACAUUACUUUCCCGCUUGAACCAUGAGAAUAUUGUGAGGUAUUACAAUGCUUGGAUAGAAAAACAUGAAAGUCCUGUUUCCACUGUGUCAUCAUCUGAAACAACUGAAGACAAAAGAAUGCCCACCAAAGCUGGUCUCUUCAUCCUUACCACUGAGGAAGCAGAUGAUGUGGAAGCUAAUGCUCCUCCUCCGGUUUUGACAAGUUCUGUUGAGUGGAGUACUUCAUGUGAAAAGUCCUCCAGCAACAAAUUCAGUGGAGCUGAUCAGGAGUCCAGUGAUGACGAUGAUGAUGGUGAUGGGGUGUUCUCACAACCAUUUUUGCCAACCACAGAUUCUGAAAGCGAAAUAAUUUUUGAUAAUGAGGAUGAAAACAGUAAAGGUCAUUCUCCAGAAGAAGGUAAUGAAAAGAAUAGCUGUGGUGAAGACAGGACACCAGUCAUUCAGACAGUGCAUUACCUGUACAUUCAGAUGGAGUAUUGUGAAAAGAGCACGUUAAGGGAUACUAUUGACCAAGGAUUAUAUGAAGACACCAGUCGGCUUUGGAGGCUUUUCCGAGAAAUUUUAGAUGGGUUAGCUUACAUCCAUGAAAAGGGAAUGAUCCACAGAGACUUGAAACCUGUGAACAUUUUUUUAGAUUCAGAUGAUCAUGUCAAAAUUGGUGACUUUGGUUUAGCUACAGAUCAUCCAGCAAAUGCAAUGGUCUCUAAACAAGAAGAAAAUCACUCAGAUAGUUCUGCUAUGUCUGACCCAUCAGGUAAUUUGACAGGGAUGGUUGGCACCGCGCUGUAUGUCAGCCCAGAGGUCCAAGGAAGCACUAAGUCUACGUACAAUCAGAAAGUGGACCUGUUCAGUCUGGGUAUAAUAUUCUUUGAAAUGUCUUACCCUCCCAUGAGUACUGCAUCAGAAAGGAUCUUUGUUCUUGGUCAGCUAAGAUUGCCCACUAUUGUAUUUCCUAAAGACUUUGAUGAAGUGAAGCAUGCAAAGCAGAGAUCAGUUAUUACCUGGCUCCUGAACCAUGAUCCUGCAGCACGACCAACAGCUGUGGAGCUGUUAAAAAGUGAACAUCUUCCACCACCACAAAUGGAAGAGUCUGAACUCCAUGAAGUACUCCACCAUACCUUAGCGAACGUGGAUGGAAAGGCCUACCGAACUAUGAUGAGUCAGAUAUUUUCACAGCGUAUAUCUCCAGCUAUAGACUAUACCUAUGACAGUGAUAUGCUGAAGGGUAGUUUUUCUAUUUGGGCAGCCAAGAUACAGCAGCAUGUAUGUGAGAGUGUCAGCCGGAUAUUUAAAAGACACGGAGCCAUCAAGCUGCAUACUCCACUGCUAAUGCCCAGAAAUAAAAAAAUAUAUGAGCAUAAUGAAGCUUCAUAUCUCAUGGAUCACAGUGGGAUGCUGGUAAUGCUUCCUUAUGACCUCAGAAUUCCUUUUGCAAGAUUUGUAGCUAGAAAUAACAUAUCAAACCUGAAAAGGUACUGUAUAGAGCGAGUUUUCAGACCUCGGAAGUUAGACCGCUGUCAUCCCAAAGAACUUCUAGAAUGUGCAUUUGACAUUAUUACAUCUACUGGAAAUAGCUUUUUGCCUAUAGCAGAAACAAUUUAUGCCAUUUCAGAAAUCAUUCAAGAGUUUUCAGUGCUACAGGAAAGAAAUUACAGUAUUUACUUGAACCACACUGCCUUACUGAAAGCUAUACUUUUGCACUGUGGGAUACCAGAGGAUAAACUCAAUCAAGUUUACAUCAUUCUCUAUGAUGCUGUGACUGAAAAGCUAACUAAAAGAGAAGUAGAAGCCAAAUUCUGUAAUCUUUCUCUCACAUCAAAUAGUCUUUCUCGACUCUACAGAUUCAUUGAGCAGAAGGGAGAAGCAAGUAAUGUAUUUCCAUUUUUAAACACAAUGAUAAAACAAAAGCCAGGUGUCACUCAGCUGUUGAAGCAUGGCAUGAAGGAUUUAGAGGAAAUCAUUGGUCUCUUAAAGCAACUUGGAAUAAAACUUCAGGUUUCUAUAAAUCUGGGACUAGUUUACAAAAUACAGCAGCACAAUGGUAUUAUCUUCCAGUUCAUAGCAUACAUCAAAAGAAGACAAAGAACUGUGCCUGAAAUUCUUGCUGCGGGGGGCAGAUAUGAUCAUCUGAUUCCACAAUUCAGAGGACCGCAGAUGGCAGGACCAGUUCCUUCAGCUGUUGGAGUCAGCAUAGCUAUAGAUAAAAUAACUGCUGCUGUUUCCAGUGCAGAGGAUUCUGUUUCUGUCAGCUUGUGUGACCUGCUGGUUGUAAGUGUUGGUCAGAUGUCAACGGGUAGAGCGAUCAAUAUUGUUCAGAAACUCUGGACUGCAGGAAUUCCAGCUGAAAUAAUGUAUGACUGGUCCCAGUCCCAGGAAGAACUGCAGGAAUAUUGCAGAUGCUCUGGGAUUACAUAUGUGGCGCUUGUGUCAGAUAAAGAAGGAAGUCAUGUGAAGGUGAAAUCCUUUGAGAAAGACAGACAGACGGAGAAAAGGAUUUUAGAAUCUGACUUAGUAGAUCACCUGAUCCAGAAACUGAAAACUAAAAUCUGUGACGAAAGAUUUAGUAGAGAAACCUCAGAUAAUCUUUCAGUACCAAAUCAAAAGGGAUCAUUUACUAAUAUUUCAGGUGCAUUUGAAUCACAUGGAACUCUUGUAGUGCCUAACGUUAGUGUUAUAGCUCCUGAAAAAUUAUCUGCCAGCGCCAGGCGUCGUCAAGAAAUCCAGGUGCAAACAAGACUUCAGACAUUCAUUUCUAGCCUGCAACAGAAAACAAGUGAGAUUGAGAUUUUAGCUGUAGAUCUGCCAAAAGCAACUGUGAUACACUUCUUAUCAUUAGAGUUUGAUAGAGAUAGACACGCCUUUGAUGCUACUGUGAGACAACUGAUGUCACGAUGGCCAAAACAGAGGUGUUCAUACUUACAAGCAAUUUGUGAUGAAAUUUACAGUAUCAAAAUGGAAAAGAGGGUUCCUGCGCUUAUCCUGUACAGUUACCGAGAUGAAUACAAGGUUUUGUUUUAGUGCUUAAAGCAUCUUUUAUGGGAUGCUUUUACUGAGACAACAGUGUUUUGUCAAAAGGAAUUUCAAAAAGCUGUAAUAAUGCAACAGGCAACUACUGCCUUUUUAUGUGUCCAGAUUGAAUUUCAUGUGUAAUAUAAAAUUGUAAAUUUACAUCAAAAAGUGGAAAUAAAUGUUUUAUACACAAUUAAGGAGCAAGUCUGACUACAGCCACAGAUACAAGUUAUCAUGUAAUUCUUGCCCCUUAUGCCACAAAAGAUAUUAUCAGUUGUCUGAGUGUAAAACUAAUUUUUUUUAAAAAAAAAAUACAGUUUCAGAAUGCCUUUUAUGUCAACGUGCAACAGUAGUACUGAAAUGAGAAACUCCGUUCAAGGAUUAGAGAGAAUGAGUUAUCUUCAACUCUAACAACUGGUUUUAAACUUUUUUGAAGAAGGGUUUUUGUGUAAUAAAAGGUUUGGCUACUGAGCCUUCUGGAAAUAUGUAUUACAAGCUUUUUGUGGUUUGUUUGGGUUUUUUGAGGGUUUUUUUAAGCCUACUGUUUUAAUUUCUGUAUAAAAGACAGAUUUUAAGCUGAGGGAGUUGCAAGCUUGGCUGCCUAUGCUUGCCCUGCCUGUACUGUUGCAUUCAAAUCAAGCAGCAGCUUCCUGGGAGGUAAAGUAAGACCCGAUACAGGAAAAACUUGUUUCAGACCUGAAGGACCUAAGACAGAUUAAGCCUGAAGUUAAAGUCACAGUAAUGAUGGAAAUCUUGUAAUUAUCUUCUUGAAGCUAAACUGCUAACACAACCCCAUCAGGAAAAGUAAAGUUGAGCAAAUCUGAAGAUGAGUGUGGUUGGUUGACCCUGGCUGGAGGCCAGGUGCCCACCAAAGCUGCUCUAGCACUCCCCCCCUCAGCUGGACAGGGAGAGAAAAUACAAUGAAAGGCUCCUGAGAGAGGAUCAUUCACCAUCAUGGGCAAAACAGGCUCAACUUAGAAAAAAAGAAUUAAUCUAAUUUAUUACCGAGAAAACAGAGUAGAGCAAUGAGAAGUAGAACCAAAACUUAAAAACACCUCCCUUACUUCCUGGGCUCAACAAUCCUCCCAAAUUCUCUCCCUCCUCUCCCCGCCAGCAGCGUAGGGGGAUGGGAAAUGGGGGUUGGGGUCAGUUCAUCACUUCUUGUCUCUGCUGCUCCUUCCCCCUCAGGGGGAGGACUCCUCACACUCU
Grus americana (Whooping crane) is the source of this 6251-nucleotide messenger RNA. It is a transcript of the gene EIF2AK4, whose product is annotated as eukaryotic translation initiation factor 2 alpha kinase 4. Gene Ontology annotation, cellular component: cytosol. NCBI's taxonomy places the organism in Eukaryota, Metazoa, Chordata, Aves, Gruiformes, Gruidae. The record is from RefSeq and is a predicted model, not a curated record. Gene Ontology annotation, molecular function: eukaryotic translation initiation factor 2alpha kinase activity; protein binding; ATP binding. Gene Ontology annotation, biological process: DNA damage checkpoint signaling; regulation of translational initiation by eIF2 alpha phosphorylation. Bases 87 to 5051 code for a protein of 1654 amino acids. The transcript has 39 exons.